AAGGAAAAGGGAGGAGACUGGCACUCUGACGUCACUGCUGAAAGAGAAACUAAAAGGAGGAAAAGAGCCGCAUGUUUUUACUUUCCUUUACAGAUCUAAAAAAGAUUUAGAACUACAUACUCCAGACAUGGCUUCUGCUACUACUAGUAGUCUAAUUGCUGAGGACAAUUUUCUUUGUUCCAUCUGUCUGGAUGUGUUCACUAAACCGGUGUCAAUUCCCUGUGGGCACAACUUCUGUCUUGAUUGCAUCACAGACUACUGGGACACUAACGAUACUGUAAUGCAAUGUCCACUGUGUAAAGAGAACUUCUACAGCAGGCCAAUGCUUCGGGUUAACACUUUCAUUGCUGGGAUGGCUGCAAAGGUCAAGAAAUUGAUUGAAGAAAGAUCUUGUGGUCCCCCUGCAAAAGCAGGAAACGGAAACGUGCUCUGUGAUAUGUGCACAGGGGCAAAGCUCACAGCCCUCAAGUCCUGCUUAGUGUGUUUCAUGUCUUUCUGUGACACACAUCUGGAGCCUCAUCAGAGAAUUCCAGCCAUGAAAAAACACAAGCUAAUCCAACCGGUUGAGAACCUAGAGAGCAGGAUGUGCAAGGCACAUGACGAGCCUUUUGAGCUGUUUUGCAAGGUGGACCAAAUGUUUGCAUGUGAGUCCUGUAAAAACACUGACCAUAAAACCCAUAAGAUGGUGAGUCUGGAGGAGGAGGCACAAAUGAGAAAGACCCAGCUGGGAAUAGAGAAGAAAAGCAUGGAUCAGAUGAUCCAGGCACGUCAGCAGAAGAUUCACGAGAUCCAACACUCAAUGGAGGCUAGCAGGAAUAAUGCAGCAAAGGCGCUGUCAUACAACAUGCAUGUGAUGACUUCUGUGGUGGACUACAUUAAGAGAAGCCAAGCUGAGCUAACUGAGGUAAUUGAGACGAAGCAGAAAAAAAUUGAAACAGAAACAAAAGGCUUCAUUAAAGAACUGGAGGGAGAAAUUUUGCAAAUAAAGCAAAAAAGCUUGCAGCUUAAUCAGGUCUCACUUACCGACGAUGCCUUGAUGUUCCUUGAGAAUGUCCUGUCAAUUACCAUCGCUUCGCCCCACGUUAAGGAAUGGUCUGAUUUGACUCUUACCAAUGAUGAGUUUACUGUGCAAGGAGCCUUGGCCAUGCUGGAGACAACAGUGAGGAGUGAAGUACGGAUGCUUUGUGAUCCCGACUUGAAAGAAAUGAAGCGACAUGCUGUGGAUGUGACUCUGGAUCCUGACACAGCAAACCCUCUUCUCAAUAUUUCUUCGGAUGGGAAACGAGUCACGCAUGGAGACAGAAAGAGGAAUCUCCCAAACAAACCAGAGAGGUUUGAACAUGUCCUUAAUGUUCUUGCAAAGGAGGGUUUCUCCUUGGGAAAAUUCUACUAUGAGGUCCAGGUUAAAGACAAAACAAACUGGGAUUUAGGAGUUGCAAACCAGUCCAUCAACAGGAAGGGGGAUAUAAGAUUAAGCCCCAAGAAUGGAUACUGGACUAUAUGGCUGAGAAACGGAACUGAGUUAACAGCCAAUGCCGGCCCUGCCGUUAAUCUUAAUGUGAGGGAGAUGCCUCAAAAGGUUGGGGUGUUUGUUGAUUAUGAAGGGGGUCAAGUUUCCUUCUAUGACGUGGACGCCAGGGCUUGCAUCUUUUCCUUCACCGGAUGUAAUUUCACCGAGAAGCUCUUUCCGUUCUUCAGCCCCUGUGCUAAUGACGGUGACAAAAAUUCAGCCCCCUUGAUCAUCACUCCUGUCAAAUAAACCAGCUGAGCUCAUGUUCUGUUUUCUGGAUUUGUGAAAGAAAAAGAGACAGGGCGAGGGACUUGGAGAGAGAUCACACAAUAGCAGAGUGCUGAAAUGUUUUUAUCUGUGGAAAUCCAGUGUGUCAUUUGGUUUCCCCCAUCCAUCAAUGCCAGAACUGUGUGUCGCCUGUCACGCAGACAGCUGUAGAUCUCAAACUGAACACACACACACACAGGGUUACAGAAAGAAAUCUUUAUGAGCUGGCCAUUUAUUUUGAUACUUUAAAGCUACUCUUGCCUGCCAACAGACCAAAGAUGGGUGACGUAGCAUUUAAACAUAUUUUAAAGCACUUGUUUGUGCUUCUUGAAGUGCCACAUGUCAGAACUGUUUAUUUAUGACACCUUUAGCAGGUUGAAAUAACUAUUACUGUCUUCACAAAAUACUCUUUGACCUACUUUGGGUACAGAACAGCAUGUCCCAAGGUGACCCUCACAACACACCCUGCAAUAGAAAACAAAUCAGCGUCCUGGUGUUAACAGCAUACAGAAACUAUUAAGUUAAAAUAGUAUGCGAAUAUGUCUGGUGAAGAGAGACUUAAGCAACUGUUCCAAUUGAGCAGAGCCAAUUAAUAAUUUGUUUGUCGAUGGGUAACAAUUAAUUCUGUUUCUUCUUUUUUUUUUAGAGUUAUGUGUAUAUUGUUUUUUUGGAUACUGUUCUGCCAACAAGAAUAGCAUCAGAUGUGUCAGCAAGUGAUUAUUUUAACCUUAACCAUCAUCUCUACCUAAACCAAACUAUAGUGUUGCCAAAUCAUAAAACUGAUUUAACAGUGAUUUGUAAUGAUUUUGAAAGUCACAAACUAUUGAUGUCCUGCUGAUAAAGGGCACUGACAAACAAAGUAUUGUGUUGUUUGUAUAUGCAGGACUAGUUGUUGUUAUUGUCAUGAUGCUGGUUGUCUGUUAAAUGAGGUUGUAUAUUGGCAAUAUAUUGAUAUAUAUUAUAAUCUCAUCUGGACAUACAGUGAAGUCGCUUUAGUAGAGCCAGUCAGAUUUUCCAACUGAAUUGUUGUAUCAUUAAGAUGCCAGAGCCGAGGGAUCACACACUGGGCAAAUGAGUGUGUGGAGCUGUUGGAAUACUGUAUCUCCAUAAUGUCUGUUAAUAACAAUCAACCGUUUUCCUUUGAUGAUCAUUCAUUUUUAGCAUUAAGUGAGGAAGAUAAAUAACCAUCAAAUCAAAGAGAACCAUGCAAUGUGAAAAUUCAGAUGAACAAAAAGAAGGAAAAAAAAACACCAAAACUGGAAUGGUUUACUGGUUUCAAGUUUUUAAAUACCAGGACCAUUUAUACACAUGAUGUACUGUAGAAAUAAAUGAAUAAUCUGUAAUAAUACUAAAACGAUUAGUCAAUUAAUUGAUUAGAAAAUGAAUCGACAAAAUUCUCCAAUGUGAAGAUUUGCUGCUGUUUUAUCUUCACUGUAAAUUAAAUGUAUUUGACUUUUAAACUGUUGGUUGGAAACAAAUUGUUUUUGAGGACGUCACUUUGAGGCAUGAGAGACUUGGAUGGCCAUUCUCUGUUUUCUGACAUUUCACUGAUCUUUUAAAUGAUUAGUUGUAAAAAAAAAAAAAAAAUUAUUGAUAAUUG
Molecule: messenger RNA, 3377 nt
Organism: Sander lucioperca (pikeperch)
Lineage: Eukaryota; Metazoa; Chordata; Actinopteri; Perciformes; Percidae
Product: zinc-binding protein A33-like
Exons: 2
Coding region: 128-1759 (543 amino acids)
Molecular function (GO): protein binding; zinc ion binding
Source: RefSeq, a predicted model, not a curated record